AUGGCACCCAAAAAAGGAGGGAAAGUUGUUGCCAAGAAGAAAACGGAGAAGGUUACUAAUCCAUUGUUUGAGAGAAGGCCAAAGCAAUUUGGUAUCGGUGGUGCUUUGCCUCCUAAGAAGGAUUUGACUCGUUACAUCAAAUGGCCUAAGUCAAUCCGUCUUCAAAGACAGAAGCGUAUCCUUAAGCAGAGGCUCAAGGUCCCUCCAGCUUUGAAUCAGUUCACCAAGACUCUUGACAAGAACCUUGCAACACAGCUAUUCAAGGUUCUUAUGAAGUACAGGCCAGAGGACAAGGCUGCAAAGAAGGAUCGUCUUUUGAAGAAAGCUCAAGCCGAAGCUGAUGGAAAGCCUUCUGAAUCCAAGAAGCCUAUUGUCGUCAAGUAUGGUCUCAACCACGUCACUUACCUCAUCGAGCAGAACAAGGCACAGCUUGUCGUCAUUGCACACGAUGUUGACCCCAUCGAGUUGGUCGUCUGGUUACCUGCUCUUUGCAGAAAGAUGGAAGUUCCUUACUGCAUUGUUAAAGGCAAAUCCCGUCUUGGAACGGUCGUUCAUCAGAAGACUGCUGCUUGCUUGUGCUUGACCACUGUGAAGAACGAGGACAAGCUCGAGUUCAGCAAAAUCCUUGAAGCCAUCAAGGCAAACUUCAAUGACAAGUACGAGGAGUACAGGAAGAAGUGGGGAGGAGGGAUAAUGGGAUCCAAGUCUCAAGCCAAGACCAAAGCUAAGGAGAGAGUUCUUGCCAAAGAGGCUGCCCAGAGAAUGAACUAGGCAGAAACACAGUAAUGAAUCAUUACUAAUGAUGAUAUGGUUUUGUUUAGCGAUUUCAUGGAAUACUCUAAAACUUUAUGUUCUUACCAUCGAUGUUGCACUCUUGAGGAUAUUAUCCAGUUUUGUUAUACCUUUUGCUCUCUAUUUAUUUACCUAGUUACUUCUCCAUUUUCGGCAAAUUAAAACCAUAGCGAUUAAUAUGGGCGUAAUGUUUAGUGUAACUCUAGUCUCAGAAAAUGGAUUCAUGAUCCUUAGCUACUUGUAUUUGGCGCUUGUUAUUUAAAAGAAUCAAAACAGUGUUA
This is a messenger RNA of Eruca vesicaria subsp. sativa (arugula), 1073 nucleotides long. Lineage: Eukaryota; Viridiplantae; Streptophyta; Magnoliopsida; Brassicales; Brassicaceae. The record is from the annotation of a GenBank genome assembly.